AAAAAAAAUAACAAAAUAAAAUAAAAAACAGGUAGUAGCUCCUUAGAAAAACACCAUUAUUAUGAAUGUUUACAAAUUUCCAGUUUCUGCAGGGACUAAACCGCAAAACAACCAGUAACCGACCGCGUCGGACAAGCGCUUUAAAAGCUGCUUCCUUUUUACCUCCCCAACCCCAUCACUCCCCCCCACUCGCCGCCGCAAUGUCGGCCGCGGCGGCGGACACCGUCUCCGGCGACGACCACCACCUCGCCACCGGGGGCGACAGCGCGUGCUCCACCCCGUUCGUCAGCGCGCCGUCCAGCCCCGCCGCCCGCGACGCCCCCUUCCCCGGCGGCUUCUUCAGCGCGCCGGCGAGCCCCGCCCACCACCACCACCACCACGGCGGCGAGGGCGGCGGCGACGGGGAGGAGUAUGAGUUCGAGUUCGAUUUCUCGUCGAGGUUCCCGUCUCCUGCUCCCGCGGCGAUGUCCUCCGCCGACGAGCUCUUCCACAACGGCCAGAUCCGCCCAAUGCGGCUCCUGCCGCUCGUCGGCGGCGGCGAGACGCCGCGGGAGGAGCUGGAGGUUGGGGCGGGGGACGAGCGCGGCGGCCGCCUCCGGUGCCGGUCCGUGCGCCGCCGGAGCCGAUCCCACUCCCCGUUCCGCACAUGGCUGUCACCACCGCCGCCGCCGCCGCCGCCGCCGUCUGCUGCUCCGGUGGCGAACGCGGCGGCCCCAUCGGCGUCGCGGUCGUCGUCGUCCUCCUCGACGGCGUCGUCCGCCUCCGCCUCCUCCUCCUCCUCCUCCUCGUCGAGAAGCUCCCGCAGAUGGAGAUUCUUGAAGGAUCUCCUCCACCGGAGCGGCUCGGACGGGGGCAAGGACCAGCGGCCGCCUCCGCCCAUCGCGCCGCCGCGGUCGCCGGCGCCCGCCGCGGCGAGGGGCGGCAGGAGGAGGUCGGCGCACGAGCGGAUGUACGCGGCGAGGCGAGCCGAGGUGGAGGAGAUGCGGCGGCGCACGUUCCUGCCGUACCAGCAGGGGCUUCUCUUCGGCUGCCUCGGCCUCACCUCCCGCCUCUCCGGCGCCGCCGCCGCCGCCGCCGCCGCCGCCGGCAAGUCCAGGUCAUGACGCCCUGACCGCCGCCGCUGCCACCGCCAUGGAUUUCUUGCUCUUGCUGCUGUUUCUUGGAAUUCUACUGUUCAUGGCUUUGGCUUAUUUAAGUGUUUAUUAGUAAUGAGUAAUUAGAAGUAGUAAGUAUGUAUGGUAGUUGCAAGAAGCCAAGAAGGCAUGGAAUGAUAAAAUGUUUGACUUUCGUUUUUGUAUAGAAAAAAGGGGAUUAAUGGGCUGUUUGAUCUCUCUUUUGUAGUAAUUUAUGGUGAUGCAAGUGUUGAAUGCCAAAGAAAUGGUUUAUUAUUAUUGUUUUUUUUAUUCUGCUUGGUGUUCUUGGGAUUACUGUUUGUGUUGGUGAGUUGGUGACACUACCAAAUAUUAUAGUGGAAAGAAUCCAAGAACUGAAA
This is a messenger RNA of Oryza sativa Japonica Group (Japanese rice), 1492 nucleotides long. RefSeq lists its product as uncharacterized. The record is from RefSeq and is a predicted model, not a curated record. Lineage: Eukaryota; Viridiplantae; Streptophyta; Magnoliopsida; Poales; Poaceae.